Messenger RNA from Ectocarpus siliculosus, 486 nucleotides. The record is from the annotation of a GenBank genome assembly. Lineage: Eukaryota; Phaeophyceae; Ectocarpales; Ectocarpaceae.
AUGUGGCUGGGUUGGGCAUCUCUGGGAAAGGUCAUAGCGAACGAUGUGGUUCUUCAAGGCACCUCCAGCGAAGAGGACUCGGUCCUGGACGCGAUGCUCACGUUCCACAAGCGCAUGAGCAUCGUCACCGACACCCUGAGCAGAGCCAGCACCCACCUCGACCACUUCCUGUUCGUGUUUUUCCUGGUAAUCCUCGCGUUUGCCGCCCUCACAUGGCUCCUCGUCGGGUCCAGCACGAAAGAGUUUUCCACCCUGGAGGACGCGUGGCAGAGCGUGACCCGCAUUUCCCUCGGGGAGUCGGAGAAUUUCUACCCGCAGAUCCUGGAUGCGCAGCCCACGGUCGGGCCGGUGGUGGUGGUGCUGUACCAGGUCCUGGGCGUGGUGUUGCUGCUGAACGUGGUGAUCGCUAUCCUUCUCGAGACCUUCCUUGCUGCUUCGGCUGCUGAUGGCACCACCGCUGGUGUGUCUACCGCCAGGUUGUGGUAG